Haemonchus placei is the source of this 222-nucleotide messenger RNA. The record is from the annotation of a GenBank genome assembly. NCBI's taxonomy places the organism in Eukaryota, Metazoa, Nematoda, Chromadorea, Rhabditida, Trichostrongylidae.
AUGAUCGAAAUUACGGUAAACGAUCGCUUGGGCAAGAAAGUUCGAAUCAAAUGCAAUCCAACCGACACCAUCGGCGACUUGAAGAAGUUGAUUGCCGCACAAACGGGAACCAGGUACGAAAAAAUUGUUCUGAAGAAGUGGUACACUAUUUACAAGGACCACAUCACCCUCCAGGACUACGAAAUCCAUGAGGGAUUCAACUUCGAACUCUAUUACCAAUAG